Nicrophorus vespilloides is the source of this 1223-nucleotide messenger RNA. RefSeq names its product pre-mRNA 3' end processing protein WDR33-like. The record is from RefSeq and is a predicted model, not a curated record. Gene Ontology annotation, molecular function: protein binding. The annotation marks the transcript as partial. NCBI's taxonomy places the organism in Eukaryota, Metazoa, Arthropoda, Insecta, Coleoptera, Silphidae. Gene Ontology annotation, cellular component: mRNA cleavage and polyadenylation specificity factor complex. The transcript has 6 exons.
UAUUAAUGCAUAUCUUUUGCAAAUUUUUUUUCUUUCUUCAUAUUUCAGACCCACGACAGUCCGGUGCGAACGAUGGUCUGGUCCCGCAACGACAGCUGGAUGGUGACAGGAGACCACGCUGGUUACGUCAAGUACUGGCAGUCGAACAUGAACAAUGUGAAAAUGUUCCAAGCGAAUAAAGAGGACAUCCGCGGAAUAAGUUUCAGCCCGACGGAUAGCAAAUUUGUAACCUGUUCAGAUGACGGGACGCUCCGCAUUUGGGAUUUCUUCAGGUACCAAGAGGAGAACGUUCUGCGAGGUCAUGGGGUGGACGUGAAGUGCGUUCAUUGGCAUCCGCAGAAGGGGCUGAUCAUCUCCGGCACCAAGGACAACCAGCAACCAAUCAAACUGUGGGAUCCGAAGAGUGGGCAGUCUCUGGCGACUUUGCACGCCCACAAGUCGACGGUGAUGGAUUUGAAGUGGAACGAUAAUGGCAACUGGUUGAUCACCGCGUCGAGAGACCAUCUGCUCAAGUUGUUCGAUCUGAGGAAUCUCAGGCAGGAAGUGCAAACGUUCAGAGGUCACAAGAAGGAAGCGUCGAGCGUAGCUUGGCAUCCGCAUCACGAGGGACUCCUCUGCAGCGGAGGAUCUGACGGAUCCAUCAUGUUUUGGAAUGUCGGAGCUGACAAGGAGGUUGGUGCGAUCGAGCAGGCCCAUUACAGCACAGUAUGGACGUUAGCUUGGCAUCCGCUCGGACAUAUCCUGUGUUCCGGAUCGAAUGAUCAUACCAGCAAGUUUUGGUCGAGAAACAUCCCCGGAGACCAAAUGAGACAUACAUACAAUUUGAACACUUUGUCAUCGGGAGUCUCUGGAGCCGAGGAUAUUCACAUUGAUGAACCGUCAGUAAUUCCAGGAAUGGGACCAGAGGAUAAAGUGGAGUCUUUGGAUCCCGAUGAUUCUGACCUUCCUGGCAGUGAUUUGGACCCAAAUUCGAACGAAGACAAGAAGGCGAAGAAGGUGCCCUACAGUAAGCCAAUUCCACAAAACUUCCAAGCGCAAUGGAACAAAACUGAUGAAGAGUCGCCAAUUAAUGAAGACAUAUCACAGAUUGUGGACCGAGGAGCACCUCCGGAUUUCAUGUACAACGAGGGCGGCGAUUUCAACUCGUCCAGGUACGAUGACGACGACGAUGAUUACAUGGACAACCGAAACUUCCAAAGCAACGGCGGAAACUUCAACAACCA